AUGAGAGUCUUCCUGGCGGUGGCGGUCCUGUGCGCCGCGGGCGCGUACGCCGAGGACGUCAAGGAGGCCGUCGCCAUGCCGUCGUCGGGCACCUGCGAAAAGACGGCCGGCGGGUCUUGCAAGCUCAGCCUGCUGACCACCAACCUCGCCGUCAACCCCGGCAUCGUCCGGCCCGAGAUUCUCGCCGCCACCGACCUCACGUCCGAGCUCCAAGAGUGGAACAAGCUGGGCUACGGCAACAGCUUCCCCGUCCUGGACGACAGUGGCAAGGUCGUCAACGCCAGUGUCGACGCCCUCACCUUCACCAACUUCGCCACCUUCGCCAACAAGUUCCAGGAAAACGUCAAGUUCCACUUCUUCAACAAGUAUGACGAGAAAGACAUCCGCGGGCACCAGGUGCUCGACGCCAAGACACUGCUGUCGAUGGGCUGGGACAAGGAGCUGCCCGUCAAGGUCAUCAUUCACGGCUUCACCAACACCAUCGAGUCCCCCGCCAUCCAGGUGCUCAAGAACGCUUUCCUCAAGACGGGCAAGUACAACGUGAUCGGCGUGGACUGGGGCAAGCUAUGCGCGGGCAUCAACUACCUCGGGGCGCGGUUCAACGUGCACGGCGCCGGCGCGCAGGUCGGCGAGUUCCUGGACAAGCUCAUCGGGCUGGAGCUGACCGACGGGUCGCAGAUCCACAUUCUGGGCCACAGCCUCGGCGCCCACGUGGCUGGCAUCGCCGGCAAGACGGUGACCCGUGGCGUGAUUAAGCGCAUCACCGGCAUGGACCCCGCCGGUCCCCUCUUCCAGGUGACUGGACCGCACGGCGUCAUCUUCCACACGGACGCGGAGCUGGUCGACAUCUACCACACCAACAUGCACUGGCUCGGCAAGUCGGCUCAGCUCGGUCACAUCGACUUCUACCUCAACGGCGGCGUGCACCAGCCCGAGUGCGCCUGGAAGGAGAUCAUCAUCGCCGGCAACGCCUUCGGGCCGUGCUAG
Messenger RNA from Frankliniella occidentalis (western flower thrips), 987 nucleotides. Its product is annotated as lipase member H-A-like. The transcript is spliced from 4 exons. Gene Ontology annotation, molecular function: lipase activity. The record is from RefSeq and is a predicted model, not a curated record. Bases 1 to 987 code for a protein of 328 amino acids. Lineage: Eukaryota; Metazoa; Arthropoda; Insecta; Thysanoptera; Thripidae.